AUGUCGGCCUCGGGCAAUAACAUGUUGACCAAGUUCGAGUCAAAGUCUUCGCGCGCAAAGGGCAUUGCCUUCCACCCCAAGAGGCCAUGGAUUCUCGUCGCCCUCCACUCGUCUACAAUCCAGCUCUGGGACUACCGCAUGGGAACUCUCAUCGACCGAUUCGAGGAACACGAUGGCCCCGUUCGCGGAAUUGACUUCCACAAGACCCAGCCCCUCUUCGUCUCGGGCGGUGACGACUACAAGAUCAAGGUUUGGUCGUAUCAGACCCGUCGUUGUCUCUUCACCCUCAGCGGCCAUCUCGAUUAUGUUCGCACCGUCUUCUUUCACCACGAGCUCCCGUGGAUCAUCUCCUCUUCCGACGACCAGACGAUUAGAAUAUGGAACUGGCAGAAUCGCUCCCUGAUUUGCACCAUGACGGGCCACAACCACUACACCAUGUGCGCUCAAUUCCACCCCAAGGAGGACCUCGUCGUUUCUGCCUCUCUCGACCAGUCUGUCCGUGUCUGGGACAUUUCCGGCCUGCGUAAGAAGCACUCCGCCCCGACCUCCAUGACAUUCGAAGACCAAGUCGCCCGAGCGAAUCAGAACCAGGCCGACAUGUUUGGCAACACCGAUGCUGUUGUCAAGUUUGUACUCGAGGGUCACGACCGUGGUGUCAACUGGGUCGCCUUCCACCCUACAAUGCCCCUCAUUGUGUCCGCGGGCGACGAUCGUCUUGUCAAGCUCUGGCGCAUGAGCGAAACGAAAGCCUGGGAAGUCGAUACUUGCCGUGGCCAUUUCCAGAACGCCUCGGGUUGUCUUUUCCACCCUCACCAGGAUCUGAUUCUCUCCGUGGGAGAGGAUAAGACCGUUCGGGUAUGGGACCUCAACAAGAGGACAGCAGUGCAGACCUUCAAGCGCGAGAACGACAGAUUCUGGGUUAUUGCUGCCCAUCCCGAGAUCAACCUCUUUGCGGCGGGUCACGAUAACGGCGUGAUGGUCUUCAAGCUCGAACGAGAGCGCCCGGCCUCAGCGGUGUACCAGAACAACCUCUUCUACAUCAACAAGGAGAAGCACGUCAAGUCUUUCGAUUUCCAGAAGAGCAUCGAAAGCCCGACUCUAUUGUCUCUCAAGAAGCUGGGCAGCCCUUGGUCGCCUCCACGAACGAUCUCAUAUAACCCUGCCGAGCGCUCUGUCCUAGUUACGUCAACAACUGACAGCGGCUCCUACGAGCUUAUCAGCCUCCCCAAGGAUAGCUCUGGUGCUAUUGAACCGACCGAGUCUAAGCGCGGCUCUGGAAACUCCGCCAUUUUUGUCGCGAGAAACCGCUUUGCGGUUCUAAGUGUGGCCUCCCAGACCAUCGACAUCAAGGACCUCGCGAACAAUGUCACCCGGUCUUUCAAGCCCCCUGUUGGUACGACUGACAUUUAUUUUGGCGGCACCGGCAACCUCCUGAUCAUCAACCCCACACACGUUCAUCUUUAUGAUAUUCAGCAGAAAAAGAGUGUUGCCGAGCUCGCCGUCACCGGUGUCAAGUACGUUGUGUGGUCUAAUGACGGUCUCUAUGCUGCGCUUCUCAGCAAGCACAACGUGACCAUUGUCACCAAGUCGCUCGAGCAGGUCAGCACCCUUCACGAGACCAUCAGGAUCAAGAGUGCCACCUGGGAUGAUACUGGCGUUCUUCUCUACUCGACUCUGAACCACAUCAAGUACACUUUGAUGAAUGGCGACAAUGGCAUUGUGCGUACACUUGACCAGACUGUCUACCUCGUCCGCGUCAAGGGUCGCAACGUGUACUGCUUGGAUCGUGCUGCCAAACCUAAGGUUCUGCAAAUCGAUCCUACUGAGUACCGCUUCAAGCUUGCUCUUGUGAAGAGGAACUACGAGGAGAUGCUUCACAUUAUCAAGAACUCCAGUCUUGUGGGGCAGUCUAUCAUCUCGUACCUGCAAAAGAAGGGGUAUCCAGAUAUUGCCCUGCAGUUUGUCGAGGACCCUGCCACCCGAUUCGAACUCGCGAUCGAGUGUGGUAACCUUGAUGUUGCUGUCGAGGUAGCCAAGGAACUGGAUCGACCCAAGCUCUGGACACGUUUGAGCACCGAGGCUCUUUCCCAUGGAAACCACCAGAUUGUCGAGAUGUGCUACCAGAAGCUCAAGCAGUUCGACAAGCUGUCCUUCUUGUAUCUUUCUACCGGCGACCACUCCAAGUUGGCUCGUAUGGCCAAGAUUGCAGAGCACCGUGGCGACUUCACUUCCCGUUUCCAGAACGCCCUAUACCUCGGCGAGGUUGAGGACAGAAUUCAGAUGUUCAAGGAAAUUGAUCUCUACCAGCUCACCAUGCCUUCAAUCGGAGAGCCUUUGUCGCCCCCAAAGCCGGUCGUGCCAACCUACAAGGCCAACUGGCCCACCAAGCCAACCUCACAGUCGAUCUUCGAAACUGCGCUCAACGACCCGGCUGGCGGUGCUCUGGAGGAGGCCACAGCCGGAGUUGACGAAUUUGGUCUUGAUGAAGCUGGUGACAGCACUGCCAAACGCAACGGCAACCUAAUUGAUGUCGAUGACGAUGAGGACGCUGCCGGCUGGGACAUGGGCGACGAUGUCGUUCCCGAAGUCGAGGGCGACUUUGUCAACGUUGAAAGCGCUGACGCCGGCGGUGCUGCCAGCAGCGAGGCCGACCUCUGGGCUCGCAACUCGCCAUUAGCUGUGGACCACGUCGCCGGUGGUUCUUACGAGACUGCGAUGCAACUACUGAACCGACAGGUCGGUGCCGUCAACUUUGCGCCCUUGAAGCCUCGGUUCCUCGAAGUAUACCAGGCCUCCAAAACAUACCUGCCCGCGUCGGCAGGUUUGCCUCCUCUCGUCAACUAUGUGCGUCGCACCGUCGAGGAGACGGACCCAAGGAAGGUUCUUCCCAUUGUGCCACGCGAUCUAGAAUUCCUUGCCACAAACGAUUUGCAAAAGGGCUAUGAUUCGAUGAAAACGAACAAGCUGGAGCAGGGCCUCAAGAUUUUCAAGGGUAUCCUGCACACCAUCCUCGUCAACGCUGUCUCGAGUGAAAGCGAGGUGGCUGAGGCUAAGAAGCUCAUUACCUCGGCCAGCGAGUACGCCGUCGCUAUGGCGGUCGAGCUCGGGCGCCGAGAGCUCGGGGCUCCCGAUGUCGUGUCGCAAAAACCCGAGCUUCUCAAGCGCAGCCUUGAGCUUUCGGCGUACUUCACUAUCCCCAAGAUUGAGGUCCCUCACAGGCAACUCGCACUGCUGAGUGCCAUGCAGCUGGCGGUUAAGAACAAGAACUACAGUUCUGCACUUAGCUUCGCGAACAGGAUCAUCGCCAACGGUGGCGCCACCAAGAUCAUUGAAAACGCCAAGAGGAUCAAGGCUCAGUGCGAGCGUAACCCCCACGACUCGAUCGAACUUGAGUUUGACCAGUUCGCCGAGUUCGAGGUGUGCGCUGCCAGCCACACGCCAAUCUACAGCGGCACGGCGUACGAGGAGUGUGCGUUUGACGGCUCCAAGUACCACAGCAAGUACAAGGGAAGCGUGUGCAGGGUAUGCGAGGUCUGUGAGAUUGGCAAGCAUGGUAGCGGGUUGAAGCUUUUCGCAUAA
Verticillium nonalfalfae is the source of this 3579-nucleotide messenger RNA. RefSeq lists its product as uncharacterized. The record is from RefSeq and is a predicted model, not a curated record. Gene Ontology annotation, cellular component: COPI vesicle coat. The coding region runs from base 1 to 3579 and encodes 1192 amino acids. Lineage: Eukaryota; Fungi; Ascomycota; Sordariomycetes; Glomerellales; Plectosphaerellaceae. Gene Ontology annotation, molecular function: protein binding; structural molecule activity. The transcript has 6 exons. Gene Ontology annotation, biological process: intra-Golgi vesicle-mediated transport; endoplasmic reticulum to Golgi vesicle-mediated transport; retrograde vesicle-mediated transport, Golgi to endoplasmic reticulum.